Messenger RNA from Betta splendens (Siamese fighting fish), 2648 nucleotides. It is a transcript of the gene mcmdc2, whose product is annotated as minichromosome maintenance domain containing 2. The record is from RefSeq and is a predicted model, not a curated record. Gene Ontology annotation, molecular function: DNA binding; single-stranded DNA helicase activity; ATP binding. Gene Ontology annotation, biological process: double-strand break repair via break-induced replication. The transcript has 15 exons. The coding region runs from base 67 to 2124 and encodes 685 amino acids. Lineage: Eukaryota; Metazoa; Chordata; Actinopteri; Anabantiformes; Osphronemidae.
UAGCUAACCUGAAACUUUGACGUGCUAGUUCAAAUGAGAACGUCACGUUCUCACCGAUAACUGAAAAUGUCUGACAUCGUGUCACUGAAGGAAUCAGUUCUCGUGUAUUUAGACAGAAGCGGUGGCCUCCAGAAACUGGUGGAAGACUGCAAACCGUUUCAUGACCCCCAGCGGAUUGAAGCCGUGUACAGGUUUUCAAUCAAUGUCAACCCUUCCGACGUGAUAGAGUUGGACGCUGAACUGGGGGACUGCGUUCUGCACGACCCCCUAAGAGCAACCGCUCUGUUUCAGUCUGUUUGCUUCCUGGCUAUAAAAACACUUUCCCUGGUUGAGAGAAUUCACACAGAGAGUCAGGUGAAUGUAAAUCUGAAGUUGACACAUUUGCCCCCGUUCCCUGAGUACACGCUAGAUCUUUGUAGUUACCCUUGCGUGUAUAAACCCAUGAGACCUGUCUUCGUACAAGGCCUGGUCAUUGCAAUGACAAGGAUCACCAAAUACACCCAAGGCGCCAGGUUCCUCUGCGUUAAUGAGGACUGCCCCUGUUCUACAGUUUCCCUGAUGUUGGCUGUAGGGUUCCACCACAUCCGAGUUCAUGCACCUGGAGCCACAGAGUCGGCCACUGUGAGAAGCGACUUCAGCUGCAUGAUGUGCAGCUCCCAGCUCAAAGAGGAUAUGAAGUUUAGAGUUUUGGGAGACAAACAACUUGUGGAGCUAAUUGACGUGAAAGCACUGGAUGUUUUAACUUCCCACCAGCAAAGCUCGCUCAGAUAUCAGUCUGUCACCCUGUUUCUUAGAGACGAGCUGUGUAACUCAAUGAGAAUCGGCCAACUCUACAGAGUGUUGGGCAUUUCUGCUCACGUGCACCAGUGGCCUAACAUUACCUGUAGUGUAGAGGCAAACAGCAUCCAACUGUGGGAGCCACAGUAUCCCCAUAAGGUCAGUGCCAGGUUCCUGGAGUUGUUGAAGGCCACGGCCUGUUCUCCCUGGAGGUUCCCUGCCAUCGUAGCUCACUAUUUUGGGGUGGCCAUAGCUCCUCCAGGAUUGUACAACACCCUAAAGCUGACAAUGCUGCUCAGCUUGGUGCAGACUAAAGCAGGUGCACAAGACGCACUUCAGAGCUUGGAUAUUCUAGCUGUCACUACUGAUAGUUUAAUUGUAGAAAGGCUAAUGGCGUACAGCUUGCAUUUGGCGUGUCGUGGGGUCAGGCAUCGGCCCUCAUGGGAAAUGUUUGCAUCUCUCUCCCGGGAUGAACAUGGAGCAGGCACCGCUAACAUUCAUGCGGGAUCUACGCUGCUUGCCACAGGGGGGAUCUGCAUGUUGGGCGAUCUUGGCUGUUACAAAAAGGAUAAGCUGGAUGCUAUUCUAUCAGUUUUGGAGAGCCGUGCAGUGUCCGUGUUCAUCCCAGGCAAGAAAUAUGGCGAGGAUGUUGACCAGCAGUUUUACAUCCCGGUGCAGUGCAGUUUCUGGGCCUUCACAAACUCAGGUCAACGGUCUGGGAGGGUAGACUGUGCCGUACUGGGAACAGCAGACAUGGGACCUUUACCAGUUCAGCUAUCAGAUUCCUUUGGCCUGCUCAUACAGUGCAGGGAUACAAUGGGAGACCAAGCCCUGCUUGCCCAGACCAUCCACACCCUUCGCCAGGCAGUACAGACUGAUGAGCCCCUAUACACACCCUGCUGGACCUUUUCUACUGAUGAAUAUGUGGAGCUGGUAGCCCAUGCAAGACAUUUGCAAGUAGAAUUUUGUCCUGGAGCAGAGAAAAUUAUCCAUGGUUACUACAUGGCCAGUCGUAGAGUCCGAGCACAGACUGAGGGUGUCAAGAUGUCUCUGGCUUCCAUCAAACUAUUAAUGUCUUUGGCUGAGGCUCACUGCAAGCUGUGUCUUAGAACACAAGUACUAGAGGAAGAUGCUGUAAUUGCUGUGCUUCUUUGUGAAAACUCUGUCAUCCUCAAGCAUGGGACUUCUGCACUGAUUAUUCCACCUGACUCUGUGUUUCCCUGUGACCUGGGAGAUGCCGAUGCCUUACGCCGAAGAGAUAUGAUCCUAGAUGAGCUCCACCAAAACAUUCUGCGAUUCAUUUUCACCUAUGCACCAGGGGCAGACACGUAUAUCACAGAGGAGUAAAACUGCCACCAUUUCAAAAACAGAGUUCGAGUCAAAUGGGCAAUAUAGGUGGUGGCAAGUAUCAGCACGUCGAGUUUGGACAGCUUGGUGUCCGGUGGCACUGACGGCAAAGUCCUCUGGAGCUCCAGGAAGGCGUUCCUCAGAGUUUGCACCCGGCUUCGCUCCCGCGCUGCAUUAGCUGCCGCCGGACGUCCUCUACCGCCGAGGCCGCCGCUCUGAAGCACCCUGGCCCGCUGAAGCUCCCGGCGACGGCCGUCCGGACUGGGGCUGGAGCUCGGACUGGAUGCAGGGCUGUCGUCCAUCACCGCCCCGGAGCAAUUACUGCUGUCCAUUCGGAGUGUCUGUCUUCCAACCAUCGGUGACACUUACAGACCUGAGGAGUUAUAUUAAAAAGGAACACGUCACUUUAAAUAGGUUAACCGGGCCAUUGAACUUGUGCUCACCGUAUUUGAACAUCUGUACAUAUUAACAUACUCUCUGUAGCCUUAUAAUAUUACUAUACAAUAAAAUAAUAAUUGCCUCGA